UGGCUAUAAACGAUCUGACAAGAACUCGGGAGUCUCAGAGAUUCAAGCAUGACGAAGAUGGCGAUGAUGAUGGCGAUGCUGAGGAGAGACGCUUGGUAUUCGAGGACGGCUUUCACAACCUCUUACCCCGAAACGAGAAUCCCAUCUUCUCUGCUUUCUUCGUUGUCUUUGUCCACUAACGCAGCUUCAAAUGCUGGUGCUCAUUUCUCAACCGAGGGCAUUCUCUUCGCCGACUCCCUUCUGCCGCCAAAGGCGGCAACUCAAUCCCUCCUUCAGCCAGGAGUCGUUAUCUAUGAUGGGGUCUGUCAUCUCUGCCACUCAGGUGUGAAGUGGGUGAUCAGAGUCGACAAGCAUAGGAAGAUCAAGUUUUGUUGCCUUCAGUCCAAGACUGCUGAACCCUACUUAAGACUAUGUGGUCUUGAUCGUGAGGACGUUCUACGCCGUUUCGUGUUCAUUGAAGGACCGGGUUUAUACCAUCAAGCAUCUACUGCUGCACUGAAAGUUGCAUCUCACCUUCCAUUGCCCUACUCAGCUCUAAGUGCUCUGCUGAUAAUCCCCACUCCAUUGAGGGAUGCAAUCUAUGACUACAUCGCUAAGAGACGCUACAACUGGUUCGGGAAGGAAGAAGAUUGCAUAGUUUUGCAAGAGCAGGAGAUGCUUGAACGUUUCAUUGACAGGGAAGAAAUAAUAUAUAGGAAUAAAACGCAGUUAUAAGAAGUCCUACAAAAACAGGCAGGCAGCAAAUUGAGGAGGAAAAAAUGCUAGAUAAGAAUCAUAUAACAGUUGUAAUUUUUAAUCUAACAAAGUUGGUCGCAUUUGCAGUGUUUAGAUCAUAGUUCUCAGCCUUCUCUCUGGUAACUAUUGAUGAGAUUCCUCAUUCUUUGAUAUACCAUUGAAUACAAUAAAAUUGUGCAGUUCCAAGUAUUAAAAAAAAAAAAAAACAUUGGCUUGGUUUUGAAA
Molecule: messenger RNA, 960 nt
Organism: Telopea speciosissima
Lineage: Eukaryota; Viridiplantae; Streptophyta; Magnoliopsida; Proteales; Proteaceae
Exons: 3
Coding region: 49-714 (221 amino acids)
Molecular function (GO): protein-disulfide reductase activity
Source: RefSeq, a predicted model, not a curated record